CAAAACAUAGAAAUUCAAAUAAAUACAAUGGAGGAGCUGCCACCAGGUUACCGCUUCUACCCGACAGAAGAAGAACUGGUCUCCUUCUACCUCCUUAACAAACUCGAAGGGAAGCGAGACGAUACUCGUCGCGUAAUCCCAGUCGUAGACAUUUACAGCAAAGAGCCAUGGGACCUUCCAAAGUUUUCAGGGGAGUUGUGCCAUGGAGACACAGAGCAAUGGUUUUUCUUCACACCAAGACAACAAAGAGAAGCCCAAGGAGGAAGGCCCAACAGGACCACAGCUUCUGGGUACUGGAAGGCCACAGGCUCUCCUGGGUAUGUUUACUCCUCAGAUAACAAGGUCAUUGGAGUGAAGAAAACCAUGGUUUUCUAUAAAGGCAAAGCUCCAACUGGACGGAAAACCAAAUGGAAGAUGAAUGAGUACAGAGCCAUUGAAGCAGAUAACCCAACUACCACUACCACUAGUGUCCCCAAGUACUUGAGGAAUGAAUUCAGAUUGUGCCGGGUGUACGUGGUAUCUGGGAGUUGUCGAGCAUUUGACAGACGACCAUUAGAAGGAAGUGGAGAGACGAAGCAUCAAUUGAGUGAGUCUAUGGGUGGAACAAGCACCUUUUCUCCGAAGGCUCCAAUGGUGGAGAAAGCAAGCUCAUCGGAUGAAACUUAUUCAUAUUCAGAAGAGCUUGCUGAUCUUCCAGAGACGUAUGCAGGGAUUAACAGUACUAAUUGGGAGAUUAUUGAAGGUCUUAAACAACCUCUAUGGGAAUGGGAACAAUUAAAUUUGCUUUAAUCUAAACCUGCAGCAGUGGAUAGCUAUCUAGUCAUAUCAAUCCAUUUGAGGAAGCAAGCAUAGGCCUAAUUUAAUUAAUUAGUUUUUUUUAUACAAAAGAUAUUCGAAAGAGUUAAAUUCGAACACACGAUCUUGAGUGUAGUAAAAUCUCGACGAUAAAGAAAAAUUCCUCUCUUCUUUAAAUUUGUGAAUUCUUUGUAACCACUCAUAGUCAUUAGUAUAUAUGUGAAAUUAAUAGUUAUAUUUAAAUCUUGGAAUAAAAAUGUUUGAAGGAGAUAUUUGUCA
Prunus dulcis (almond) is the source of this 1074-nucleotide messenger RNA. Its product is annotated as NAC domain-containing protein 90-like. Gene Ontology annotation, biological process: regulation of DNA-templated transcription. The coding region runs from base 28 to 789 and encodes 253 amino acids. Gene Ontology annotation, molecular function: DNA binding. The transcript has 3 exons. NCBI's taxonomy places the organism in Eukaryota, Viridiplantae, Streptophyta, Magnoliopsida, Rosales, Rosaceae. The record is from RefSeq and is a predicted model, not a curated record.